Molecule: messenger RNA, 1020 nt
Organism: Tricharina praecox
Lineage: Eukaryota; Fungi; Ascomycota; Pezizomycetes; Pezizales; Pyronemataceae
Exons: 4
Coding region: 1-1020 (339 amino acids)
Molecular function (GO): oxidoreductase activity
Source: RefSeq, a predicted model, not a curated record
AUGCAACGGGCGACCACACCGCCCCCUCUCCCACCCAACCCGCAACUGCCCGCCUCCUGCGAGCCCCCCUCCCCCAGUCGGCCCACAAAUUCGCAGGUAUGGCUGAUCUUUGGGGCCACGGGCCACCUCGGCCGCAGCAUCUGCCGGGUCGCUCUCGCCCGCGGCGACCGCGUCUCCGCCGUCGGCCGCAACAUCCCCGCCGAGGAGGCGAGCAUGCACGGCUGGCACAAGCGCUGCCAGGGGCUCGUGUGCGAUGUGCGCGAGCGCUCGUCGGUCGACACGGCGUUUGCGCAGGCUAGGGCGUUCUGGGGGGAAAUCGAUAUCAUCGUAAAUUGCACCGGUUACGGCAUCAUAGGCGCCUGUGAGGACCAGGACGAACACGAUAUUCGUGCCCAGUUCGAAACUAACGUCACCGGCCUCGUCAAUAUCGUACAGGCUACCGUCCCCUACCUUCGCGAGCGCGGCGGCGGGAGGUAUAUUGUCUUCAGCUCGCUCCACGGACUGGUCUCCGUGCCCGGCCUCGGACCCUACUGCGCAACCAAAUGGGCGGUCGAGGGGCUCACGGAGAGCCUGAUGUACGAGCUGGACCCCUUCGGGAUAACGGUGACAUUAGUCGAGCCGGGCCCGUCACGACGCGACGAGCCAGACGAGAACAUCAACGGCCCGUCGCCGAUGUGGGGACACUUCCUGAUGAAGCCUCCGACCGAUGCGUACCGUGCCACCACCUCGCCCGCACAGCACGCAACUAGAAUGGUCGACUGGCUCAGGUUUAGACAGCCCACGAGCGCGGUCAAAAUCUCGAAAAUGGUAUGGGAGCUCGGGCAUUGCAAGUACCCCCCGCUAAGGUUGCUCCUCGGGUCGCAUGCCGUCGAGAGUAUUAGGGAUCGCCUGAGGAAUACGAUUGAGGAGAUUGAGGACUGGCGGCAUCUCAAUAAUCCCAACGAGCCUGCUGCUGCAGCCGCCACCAGCAGCACGACGGCAGCGGCGGCGGCGGCGGAGGACGACACAGCAGCGGGCUGA